AUGAAAAAAUAACAUUAUCAUAGAAAUGGAGGAAUCAAAAAGAAACACUUAUCAUUUGAUCAGAAAGUUAUGGUCCUAAAGUAACUAGGACCUAAGCCCUCUAAAUUAAGAAUCUAAACUAUGGCAUAGCAAUACAACAUUUCAUCAUCAACUAUUAUGAAUUGGAUUGAAAAGGGAUUGUGGACUUAAAUACCCUCUGUCUAACCAGAAUUAGAUUAUGAAUUACAUAAAUCUAAAUUGUUGACAUAGAGAGAGAACUUUAUAGAACUUGACGAAACAGACUAGAAUAACUCAAGAGAUCAAAAGAAAGAAAUUGAUGAAUCUUAAUAAAAUUUAUAUGAUUAAAUAGAAAUCAUAUUAUGA
Messenger RNA from Paramecium octaurelia, 363 nucleotides. Lineage: Eukaryota; Ciliophora; Oligohymenophorea; Peniculida; Parameciidae. The record is from the annotation of a GenBank genome assembly.